CGUAAAGAACGCUGCAGGAUUCCUGGUUUGCUUUGCUCCGUCUGAAGGGACGUGCAUAGCCUUUGCGUUACUCUUUCAUUCACUCCUCGUUGUAGUUCACUUGGCUUGCUGCUUAAGGACUUCUUUAAAGUAGUUCCAAUCAUCAUGGAGCUAUCGUCGGAGGAAAAGACACAGCGGCGGGAGAACUACAAAAAAUCCACGGCCCCUAACAACAGGGAACAACGGGUGCUGUUGUCUAAUCGGGCAGCUACUGUUCUCGCUGUCGGCGUGUUCCUAACGAAAGUCAUCUGCGCACAGGCUGCGUCUCUCUACUUCACCAAGGAGCCCAAGUCCCAGGAUGCACUGCACGGGCGAAGCGCCAUGCUUCGCUGCGAGGUCAGCAACCCGGCGAACGUCACCUACAGCUGGCUGCACAACGGCACGGAGGUGGCCGACUCGGAGCGCCGCUUCCGGGAGGGCGGCAACCUCAAGUUCACCGCCGUGGACCGCAGGCUGGACUCCGGCAGCUUCCAGUGUGUGGCCACCGAUGGUGCGAGCGGGAAGACGGAGCGCUCCAGCAAUGCCUCCUUCAACAUCAAGUGGCUAGAGAGCGGAGGGGUGACCCUCAAAGAGCCGGCCUCGGAGGCGGACAUCGAGAGCUCUGCCCCGGUCACGCUGCGCUGCCACAUCGACGGACACCCGCGGCCGACCUGCCAGUGGUUCAGAGACGGCGUGCGACUGACGGAGAAGAGCCACCAGAUCAACAAUAAGGAGCGCACCCUCGCGCUGAAGAGCGCCAGCCCCGACGACAACGGCCUGUACUACUGCUGCGCCAAGAACGCCGCUGGCCAAGUCUGCAGCAGCGACAACUUCACCCUCAACAUCAUAGACAAGAGCUUCCCUCAGCCGCUCGUCACUCCCGAGGACCAGGUGGUGUUGAGGAACGAGGAGGCCGUUUUCCACUGCCAGUUCACCGCCGAGCCGCCGCCCACUGUCGAGUGGUACCACGAGAGCGAACUCAUCACCAACAAGUCCCGUGUGUUCCUGUUGAGCAACGGCACCCUCCUCAUCACCCAAGUGAAGCCCCGCACGACCGGUCUCUACAAAUGCGUGGCCCGUGGGCCUCGGGGCCCGGCCGUCACCCUCCAGGCCACCCUCCGACUGGCUGAGAUAGAAGAUAUGGGGAGACCCAUGGUGCGGGUCUUCACCGUGGACAGCAUGGAGCGAGUGGCCUGCCACGCCCCGCGGGGCCACCCAAAGCCUGACGUGUGGUGGGAGCGGGGUGGGGUGCGUGUGCCCUCAGAGGGCAGGGUACGGCAGGACGGCCUCGACCUGGUCUUCAGCCCCACCGAGGGGGCGGACUCCGGCUCCUACACCUGUGUCGCCCAAAACAAGGCCGGGCAGAAGAGGCAGGAUCUGACGGUCACCGUGGCCACUGCUCCUGAGUGGGUGACCAAGCCUGUGGACAGCCAGCUGGAGGAGGGCCGUCCGGGGUACCUGCACUGCCUGACCAGCGCCACACCUGACCCAGAGGUCACCUGGUUUCGCAGCAAUAUCCAGAUCAACGCCGAGGACAUUCGCUUCAAACAGUUUCCUAACGGGACCCUGCGCUUCAACAGUGUGGAGGUAUACGAUGGGCAGGUGUACGUCUGCCAGAGCAAGACCGAGGCCGGGAUGGUCACUGCACACGCGCGAGUCUUCGUGCUGGAGAAGCUGAAGUUCACUCCGACCCCCCAGCCAGUGCAGUGCCUGGAGCUGGAUAAAGAGAUCAGUGUGCAGUGCUCGGCCAAGGGCCGCGAGACCCCCACCAUCCAGUGGACCAAAGCAGACGGCAGCGAGAUCCCACCCCGUGUGGAGCAAAGGGGCGGUGUGCUACACUUCUCCAAGGUGACGCGCAGCGACACAGGCAACUACACCUGCGUGGCCUCCAACAGCCUUCAGGGGGAGAUCCGUGCCAUAGUGCACCUCACUGUAGCAGUUUACGUCCUCUUCAAGCUGGAGCCGGAGAACACUACAGUGUACCAGGGCCACACAGCCAUUCUGCACUGCCAGGCCACUGGUGACCCAGACCCCUACAUCCAGUGGAGGAUUAAGGACAAGUUCCUGGACCCCAGUCAGGGCAGGUUCCAGAAGAUGCCAAAUGGCUCCCUAGUCAUCCGCGAUGUCAGCACAGAGGACACUGGGAAGUACACCUGUAUUGCUGGGAACAGCUGCAAUAUCAAAUCCACCUCAGCGGAUCUGUAUGUUGUGGAAAAGCCAGUGGAGCACUCGAUGGAUGACGAGAAGGCGCCCUACAAGAUGAUCCAGACCAUUGGGCUGUCGGUGGGGGCAGCCGUGGCCUACAUCAUUGUUGUGCUGGCCCUCAUGUUCUACUGCAAGAAGAGGCGCAACGCCAAGAGGCUGCAAAAGGGUGCGGAGGGGGAGGAGCCCGAGAUGGAGUGCCUCAACGGGGGAGCGGUGCAGCAGAACGGGCAGACCACGGCAGAGAUCCAGGAGGAGGUCGCCCUGACCAACCUGGCCAGCACGGCAGCCUCCAGCAAGCGGCACAGCAGCAACGACAAGCUGCACUUCCCCCGCAGUAACCUGCACACCAUCACAGCUCUGGGGAAGGGAGAGUUCGGGGAGGUCCUCCUGGCCAAGGCCAAGGGCAUCGAGGAGGGCGAGGAGGAGACGGUGGUGCUGGUGAAGAGCCUGCAGACGCGGGACGAGCAGCUGCAGCUGGACUUCCGCCGCGAGUUCGAGAUGUUCGGCAAACUGAACAACGCCAACGUGGUGCGGCUCCUGGGCCUGUGCCGCGAGGCCGAGCCGCACUACAUGAUCCUGGAGUACGUGGACCUGGGUGACUUGAAACAGUUCCUAAGAAUCUCCAAAAACAAAGAUGACAAAACCAAGUCUCAGCCCCUCAGCACCAAACAAAAGGUGUCCAUCUGUGCUCAGGUAGCCCAGGGUAUGGAACACCUAUCCAAUCAUCGCUUUGUCCACAAGGACCUGGCUGCCCGCAACUGCCUGAUCAGUGCCCAGCGCCAGGUCAAGGUGUCCGCCCUCAGUCUCAGCAAGGACGUCUACAACAGUGAGUACUAUCACUACCGCCAAUCCUGGAUCCCGCUGCGGUGGCUGCCCGCCGAGUCGGUCUUCGAGGAUGACUUCUCCACCAAGACGGAUGUGUGGUCCUUUGGGGUGCUGAUGUGGGAGGUGUUCAGCCAGGGAGAACUGCCCUAUACCAAACUCAGUGACGACGAGGUCCUGGAAGGUCUACAGGCGGGAAAGAUGAAGCUGCCAGCACCUGAGGGCUGCCCCUCCAAGGUGUACAAGCUGAUGGGGCGCUGCUGGGCGCCCAGCCUGAAAGAACGCCCCUCCUUCAGCGAGAUGGUCAAUGCUCUGGGGGAUGUACCCACUGACAGCAAAGUCUGAGAGUCUCCUAAACUCCCCCCUGCCCCACCCCCCACCCUUCCACCAUUGGUUGAACUUGUGUCUGUGGGCAUCCCCCAUGCUCUCACUCACAGACUAAGAAUUAAAGAGUUCUAAGUCUUAUGACAUUUCAUGGGGGUAAGAACACAGAGGAGACUCUUACAAAUGUGGAGACUCUUUUUUUUGGCUUUUUUUGUGAAUACUCAGCAGACUGGAGGAUGGAUAACUGGGCCCACUUUGUUUGUUAAUGCUGAUCAUCAAUCAAGCAGCGGCACAUGCCAGUUUGUGCCCUUGCAGCACAGGACCCUGGGAACUACCUCUGCAGGUUAUAGUGUGGGACCUCACCCUGCCACCCGCUGCCAAGAGAGCAGCAAUCCAGCAGAGCCAGCAGCAGAGCAUCCCUGCACCGACCAUGAGAGGGCGCUGUUACUGCUGAACUGUAAUCCUUUCUAAUUCUGUCUCCAUCUUGGAGUUUGUAUCUUAUGUAGUAGGCGUGCUUGUAGGAGAGCAGGAUUCCAAAUCAAUAGCAGUUCUCGCCAGUGUUUAUUUCAGUGUGAAAGCAAGAGCAAGGACGACAACGGUUCAAGCAGGAAAGGAAAAGGCUUAUGUGAAAGCUGGAUUCUUUUUUUCUGUGGAGGCCACAGGCUCUUGUUCAUUCGUUCAGUACGGCCAAUUUAUGGAAAUUGUGGUAGAUCCACUCAUCAGAUUUAUUGUUUGUUUAAAGUAUGGUCAAAUGUAGGUCAGAGGAAAAAAAAAACUGAA
Messenger RNA from Megalops cyprinoides (Indo-Pacific tarpon), 4149 nucleotides. Its product is annotated as inactive tyrosine-protein kinase 7-like. The coding region runs from base 145 to 3390 and encodes 1081 amino acids. Gene Ontology annotation, biological process: homophilic cell-cell adhesion; protein phosphorylation; synapse organization. Gene Ontology annotation, molecular function: axon guidance receptor activity; protein kinase activity; ATP binding. Lineage: Eukaryota; Metazoa; Chordata; Actinopteri; Elopiformes; Megalopidae. The transcript is spliced from 20 exons. Gene Ontology annotation, cellular component: axon; plasma membrane; neuronal cell body. The record is from RefSeq and is a predicted model, not a curated record.